CUUGAACCGUUUGAGCUAAUCCUCGAGAAGUCCCCAACAAACGCUCUCUCCCUCUCUCGCUGCUCAUCUCUCUUCCUCUCCCGCUACCUUUUUCGAUUAGGGUUCCGAUCCCAUUUUCUUCUCGUCGGGAUCUUCUUGGCUUUGUUGCCGAGAUGACGGUCGAAGAUGACUCCGCGUCGCGGCCGUGGUUCGCGGCGUGUCGGGGGAGUCGGAAACGGAAGAGAAGCACUGACGCGGUGCUGCAGCAGCGGCAGGCAAGUCCGGUUGUUCCGCCUUCCUCUGAUAUCGAAGAGUAUUACUCCCGCGCGUACUCGCAGAUCAAGGAUCAUGCGCGUAUGGAAGCGUACAGAGAUGGUAUCUUGAGGCAUCAACCUUUAAUUUCUGGAAAGGUUGUUUUAAAUAUUGGUUGUGGUACCGGAAUUCUUGCCAUCUUUUGUGCUCUUGCUGGUGCUACACGGGUGUAUGCAAUUGAUGAAAGUGCUCUAGCAGUGCGGGUUGGUGAAGUUGUCAAAGAAAACAAUUUAUCUGACAGGAUGACUGUUCUACUUGGACGAGUCGAGGAUGUCAGCAUUGAUGAGAAGGUUGAUGUCAUAAUAUCUGAUUGGAUGGGUGAUAUGCUUCUACAUAAGAGUAUGUUGCCUAGUAUCAUUUUUGCCAGGGAUAAAUGGCUCAAACCAGGAGGGUUUAUUUUUCCUUCACAUGCUUCGCUCUAUAUGGCACUGUUUACGGAUGCUGAUGGAUACCAUGAAAGCAUUGAUUUCUGGCAUGAUGUUUAUGGGAUCAAUAUGUCUGCUGUGCUGCCACUUGCAAAAACGUCUGCUUUUGGAGACACAUACACUGAGACAAUUUCAAAAGCAAGUGUGUUGACAUUGCCAAUAUUGGUUAAACAAGUGGAUUGCUACACUAUUACGAUUCAAGAUUUUGAAUCUGUAACUAAUUUUAGUGUUUCAUCAUUGUUGCAAGCUCCACUGCAUGGGUUUGCAUUUUGGUUUGAUGUCUCCUUUAGUGGAUCUGCAACUUAUUCUCCCAAUCACCAUUUGCAACUUCUCCCGGAAAUUUCGGCUGACCGACAAGCACAAGGUUCUAGCCACAGUCACUGGGAGCAGGUGCCUGGAGAAAUUCUGCUAUCCACUGCACCUGGAGAAGCUCCGACUCACUGGGAGCAGACUGUGCUGUACUUGUACGACCCAAUUGAGUUGAAGCAAGAUCAGAAGAUGGUAGGUUCAGUAUCACUAUCUCUGAUCACGGAGAACUGCUGGCUGUUAGAUAUUCACCUAGCACACUCCACAGGAGGACUAGCUCACAUAGAAACGACUAUAAUGCUAUGAGACAGUUUGAUUUGUCAGGCUCUCAUGGGACCUUCUUUAUCUUCAUGGAGCUGAAGGACUGACUGGCCCUAGGGUUGCUUUAUCUUCAUCAGCUGCUUUGUGUAGUGUGAUGAAUUGAAUCACAGUUGGUGACUUUUUUAACUGUAAUUUCAACUUGUUAUAUCUCAAAUUUGAAACUAUACAUUGCCGCUGGAUUUUGAAGAAUGAAAGAUAGCAAUGAGACUGGACACGAUUGUGUUGUUUACGCCGAGUUAUAACAACUGAGAUCUUUUACAUUCUGAUGAAAAUUCAAUUAGAUGUGACUCUUACCAUA
Messenger RNA from Musa acuminata subsp. malaccensis (wild Malaysian banana), 1641 nucleotides. RefSeq names its product probable protein arginine N-methyltransferase 6.2. Gene Ontology annotation, biological process: peptidyl-arginine methylation. Lineage: Eukaryota; Viridiplantae; Streptophyta; Magnoliopsida; Zingiberales; Musaceae. Gene Ontology annotation, molecular function: protein-arginine N-methyltransferase activity. The record is from RefSeq and is a predicted model, not a curated record.